Molecule: messenger RNA, 4161 nt
Organism: Carcharodon carcharias (great white shark)
Lineage: Eukaryota; Metazoa; Chordata; Chondrichthyes; Lamniformes; Lamnidae
Gene: itgb5
Product: integrin, beta 5
Exons: 16
Coding region: 460-2934 (824 amino acids)
Biological process (GO): integrin-mediated signaling pathway; cell migration; cell-matrix adhesion
Cellular component (GO): integrin complex; focal adhesion; cell surface
Molecular function (GO): integrin binding
Source: RefSeq, a predicted model, not a curated record
GCGACUGUACGGUAACAAAGUGUCGCUGCCGGCGCUGCGGAUCAGAAGAAGGCUACAGAGCAGGGUGUGCAAACUAGUUAAAGAGGCUGCACUGAGUGAGGCGAAAGCCAGGUGAAGUUUCACGCUGGUGAAUCUGGGAGAGAGAGAGAGAAGCCGGAGCCAGUGCGAGGUUGGUGAUUUGAUGUGGACGCUGGUGCGGAGAGUUGGACAUCGGGCAUUGCUCCGCACUCUCCGGCCGGGCCCGAUGUCAGCAUGAGUUUCCGAGAUCUCGACCGCACAGAAAAGUUUGGGAGACGCGACGACUCGAGAUGUCUGAGCCAAAACUGUGAUAGUUGCACCCAAACUUCCGAGUGUUUUUGAUUGGUGACUGCAGCGCUGAUCGGGUCGUGGGGGGUAGGGGGUACCCAAAAGUAAAGGACAUGUUUUGAAUCCACACGGUCAACAGAGUUACAAAAAGCCAUGUUCAAGAAGAGGAGCUUAAAUUAUUUGUUUUUAUCUUAUCCAAUUUUUUAUCUAUUGAUGCAUCAUGUUUUCGGUCUCAAUAUUUGUACAAGUGGACGUGCUACCUCCUGCAAAGAGUGUUUGCUUAUUCAUCCUGACUGUGGCUGGUGUGUUAAAGAGGAAUUUGGCAACAAGGGAAGCAUCUUUUCAAGAUGUGACUUUAGGGAAAACUUGAUUAAAAGAGGAUGCACAAUUCAGUUUAUAGAGAGUCCUCAAAGUGGUAUACUGAUACAAAGAAACUUACCAUUGAGCAAUAAGGGAUCAGGAUCAUCACAAUCAGAUGUCAUUCAACUAACGCCUCAAAGGAUUGCUCUGAAGCUAAGAACAGAUGACAAGACCACAUUUCGUAUGCAGGUGCGGCAGGUGGAGGAUUAUCCUGUGGAUUUAUAUUAUCUUAUGGACCUUUCCCUCUCCAUGAAAGAUGACUUGGAUAACAUCCGUGUCCUGGGUACAACGCUAUCACGAGAGAUGGCAAAGCUCACCAGCAACUUUCGCCUGGGCUUUGGAACAUUUGUUGACAAACCAACAUCACCAUUUUCAUACACAGGACCCAAAUACCAGAACAACCCAUGUGUAGGCAUCCGCAAUUUUUUGUUUUUAAGAAAAAGAAGCAGGUUGCAAAAGGAGCAGAAGAUACAAUUCAGUUAUAAGAUGUUUCCACAAUGCGUUCCAUCCUUUGGAUUCCGACACUUGCUGUCAUUGACUGACAAGUCUGACAAGUUCAAUGCAGAAGUUCAGAAGCAAAUGGUAUCUCGGAAUCGUGAUGCACCAGAGGGUGGUUUUGAUGCAAUCCUGCAGGCGGCAGUUUGCAAGGAAAAAAUAGGCUGGCGGAAGGAGGCUUCCCACUUACUGGUGUUUACCACAGAUGAUGUACCACACAUUGCAUUGGAUGGCAAGCUUGGUGGUCUGGUACAACCCAAUGAUGGACAGUGCCAUCUUGAUGAAAACAACGAGUAUAGUUCCUCUACACAAAUGGAUUACCCAUCACUUGCACUUCUUGGAGAAAAGCUGGCAGAGAACAACAUUCAUUUGAUAUUUGCUGUUACUCAGUCCCAUUACAUACUUUACAAGAAUUUUACUGCUCUGAUUCCUGGAACAACUGUAGAAAUUCUUGACAAGGAUUCAAAGAAUAUCAUUCAGCUGAUUGUCAAUGCUUACAGUAGUAUUCGAUCUAAGGUUGAACUAACAGUAGGGGACCAGCCAGAAGAAAUCAAGCUUUCCCUGACUGCCACAUGCCAGGAUGGUGUUUCACGCCCUGGAGUUAGAAAGUGCGGUGACCUUAAAAUUGGAGACACAGUGUCUUUUGAUGUCACUGUAGAAGCCAAGAGCUGCCUAGAGGCCCAGGGUAGAAAGAGCUUCACCAUUAAGCCAGUUGGCUUCAAAGAUUCAUUGAGUAUAACCGUUGGCUAUAUUUGUAACUGUGACUGUGCAACAGAGAUGCAAGCCAACAGCUCCAAGUGCAGUGGUAAUGGAACCUAUGAAUGUGGGAUCUGUAAAUGUGAUCCGGGCUUUCUGGGAGCCAAUUGUGAAUGCCAGGAUGGAGAAACAAGUAAUGUAUUCCAGACGUUCUGCCGUGAAGCAGAGGGAAAACCGAUCUGCAGUGGCAGAGGGGAGUGCAGCUGCAACCAGUGUGCCUGCUAUGAGAGCGAGUUCGGAAGGAUUUAUGGGACAUUCUGUGAAUGUGAUGACUUCUCAUGUGCUCGGCACAAGGGCAAACUCUGUUCAGGGCACGGAGAGUGUCACUGCGGUGAAUGCAAGUGUCAUGCCAGCUGGAUUGGGGACAACUGCAACUGUUCAACAGAAAUAAACUCAUGUCUCUCAGAUGAUGGGCAAAUUUGCAGCGGCAGAGGAAGCUGUGCAUGUGGCCAGUGUUCAUGCACUGAACCUGGAGCGUUUGGGGAUACCUGUGAGAAGUGUCCGACCUGCCCUGAUGCCUGUGGCAUGAAAAGGGAGUGUAUAGAUUGCAGACUGUUUAACUCAGGAAGACUGGCUGACAAUCAGACCUGUCAAAAACUCUGCAAGGAUGAGAUCCUGACAGUGGACAUCCUCAAAACAGAUGAUCAGGAUGCAGUCCUGUGCUUAUACAAAACUGAAAAUGACUGUGUCAUGAGGUUUACUUAUUCAGAACAUGUCAGUGGAAAAUCUGUCCUUACUGCUCUGAAGGAACCAGAAUGUGCGAGUGAAACUGACCCAGUAACUGUAUUGUUAGCAGUGGUUGGUAGUAUUUUGGCAGUGGGCAUUGCCUUGCUUGCCAUUUGGAAAUUGAUUGUCACUAUCCAUGAUAGGCGAGAAUUCGCCAGAUUUCAGAAUGAAAGAUCCAGAGCCCGAUACGAGAUGGCAACCAACCCACUGUACAGACAACCCAUAACCACUCAUACUGUGGAAAUCCUUUCAAUGAUGCAUAACAAAUCUUACAAUGGUAUAGUUGACUGAACUAGAAGUAGAACUGCAGUGGUAACUGUGCCAUCAAUUAGCACCUGACUGGGAUUGCAUUACUGAAUCUGGCAACUGGAAACUCUGACUUUCUUCAUCAGGCAUACAAGACUGAAAUUACUGAAUGCUGCUGAAGCAAAACUUGGUACUAGGCAUCUGCCUGAUUUAGAGAAAACACCUUAGAAAUGUGUGCUUCGGGCUAUUGACUAUUGUUCUUGGAGAAGAAAAUAUUUCAUUAGGCUUAUUGCUUAGUUUUGGGAUGAUGGGGAUUCAAAUUGCAACCUUUUUCAGGGCAGGUAACUUCUACAAAAAAAACAUGUUUUGGUUUGAUACAAAGUUAUAAUGCUUGGGAUUUUUAAUUUUUUUUUUAUGGUGAAAUUGGUUACAUUAAUCCCAUGAUAAAUGUUUUUAGCAUAACAAAAUUAUUGAUUAAUUAAUGCUAGCAUGAUACCCCUGAAUUGAGCAGAAAUAGGCAUUUUUAGCAUACCAAUAUCUACUUCCGCAGAAAUAUAACCAUAUAGGUAACAUAAAAUUGAUUGUAGAGAUACUGGGGUAGUUUUUCACUGCUUCCACCAGCAGAAAACAGUGCAGUAACACUCUAAAAUUGCAGUGGAUCACUUACUGCCUCGUUACUAUUUCCAGUCUGGUUAAUGCCAAGUUCCGACAGAUGGAUCAUCUGCCUGAUUCAAGCAGUAGACCUUUUUGCUUGCAAGGAUCCGUUGCUGUACCCCAUUGCCAUUUUAGGACAGUACUGGGUGGAGUGUGUGGUUUGUAGAUUCCACCCAGUAUCACCUGGCAGUUCACCCUGGGCUGCCUCAGGGCGUUCAUUUUUUUGCUUGCAGCCUGCUGGCGCUGUGCUAACAAAGCCCAACCCUCAAAUUGGGCUGGACAUCUUGUGAGGGCCACUGGGCAGCUAGCGGCCCUAUCCUACCCAUAGUCAUAAUCUACCCCAUUGUGCCAUGGCUGUACUUUCUUAAUUGGUUAUACUAGGCUAUUGAUGCAAAAUACUAUCACUAUAUAAUUUUAUACUAGUUAAAGAGCUCGUAGAUUUUUAUUCAUUACAACCCUGAUGAUAACAUUUUCUGGGAGUUUUGUGAAAGAUUGCUAAUUGUGUCAACAUUCUGGUAUUAAUGUCAGAGUUAUGUUGUUUAGUUCCUGUACACAUGAGAAACAGCAUGGAUAGCACUGUGCUAUUAAAGUGCCCUGGAAGAGGUUACAUAAUGCUGA